UACACUUACUCUGCAUGCAUGCGUUUUUAUUGAAAAUUAAUGACAGGCGCGAUCAUUAAUGACAGAACCACUCUUUUGAGCAAAGUAUCGCACGUGGAUCAGAUCAUCAAACCAUGUUCCGUGAACGAGUAGUUUACAAGCCACGUUCACGGGUCUAUAAACCAUGGAGGAAAUAAAAACACAUUCCUCCAUGCUUUUACCACGUGGACGAUGGGAAUCCUACCGCGCAUUACACAUGUUCCAUCGGCAGUCAUGUCAAUACGACUACUUUUGCAAAGUACACGUAGGCCUACCUUCGAACAUGCCCAAUGGUUAUCGCGCAGAAAGCGCGACAUCUUUCGACGGUAUUCGUCAUUUUCGCCAUUAAAGGCAUCAUUGAUCAAAAACAUCAAUAUUUUCUCCAAGUCAAGCAAGUCGCGAUCGUUGCCUUUGCCUCUCUACAAGCCAGAGGCAGGAUGUGGAUUUGCAGACAAAACAUCCAUUUUGAAAGCUGGACAACUUUCAAGUGUGUUUGAAAGCAGCGAUGCUGAAACAGCUGACAUUGUUUUGCAGAAUUUUGAGCUUCAUGAAAAUUUGGUGUCGGAGGAAGAAGAAAACUCUCUCUUGGAGGAAGUUGAAGAUUAUCUAGAAGACUUGGAUUAUGAAUAUGAUCACUGGGAUAAUGCAAUUCAUGGAUACAGAGAAACAGAGAAAUCACAGUGGUCAGUGAAGAGCCAAGCUGUCCUACGGCGUAUUAGACAAGUUGCCUUUUCCAGUGGAGAGCAACAGCUAAGUUUGGUGCAUGUAUUGGAUCUGGCUCAAGAUGGAUACAUCAAGCCACACGUAGAUAGUGUCAAGUUCUGUGGUUCUACCAUUACUGGUGUGAGUUUGCUGUCUACUGCCAUCAUGAGGCUAGCAAAACAGAACAACCCGGAACACUGGGUCAAUGUUGUCCUUAAGCCGCGAUCUCUAUAUGUCAUCAGGGAUGUGGUUCGCUACCAGUUCACCCACGAGAUUUUAAAGGACAGUGAAUCUUCUUUCAGAGGUCAAAGGUUACCACGUGCCCGCCGGAUUUCUAUUAUUUGUCGGAAUGAGCCAAGUUGAUGUGAUAAAUGUGAAGGGACUGAACUCUUACUCAGAGCAACAUGAUUGCCAUUCAGUUCUUAGGCUUGAAGGUGUGUAUAGAGGAGGGUCUUGGUAUAGCGCUGUAUACGUACUACAAUUUAUUUACUUAUUUUAUUGAGAUGAAUAAAUGUGGGCCUAUAUAAUGUAAUACAUGUACAUCUCUGGACAAAAUCCAACCCCGCCUACAUUGCUUCUGAUGAAGUAGAUAUUAUGCAACAGUAUGCAUAUUUCUAUAUACAUGUAUUAAGUGGUCACAAAAAUGCUGAACACUGUCUGACAAACCCUGGGGGUUUGACAAACCCUAGGCCCUGUCGCUAGGAUGCAUCUUCAUUCCUACAAAAUCGUACACUACCUAGCUACAUGUAAACAUUUGAUACAGCUCAAUCGUCCAGAAUCAUCCGUUAUUUCUUGAAUUGUUCAUUUAUAGGGUGACCAGUGCCUCAAUUCUGCAAACUCCUCCAAUAAUCACUGUUGGUAUUUUGAGGCAUUGUCGGAAGCAGUACAGAUGAUUUUCGGAAUAUAAGCCGCGGCUUAUACAUUGAUUUUGCCCAUGAAAAUGUUUAUUGCGGCUUAUACACAGGGCGGCUUAUACGCCAAGCCU
Patiria miniata (bat star) is the source of this 1705-nucleotide messenger RNA. RefSeq names its product alpha-ketoglutarate-dependent dioxygenase alkB homolog 7, mitochondrial-like. Lineage: Eukaryota; Metazoa; Echinodermata; Asteroidea; Valvatida; Asterinidae. The record is from RefSeq and is a predicted model, not a curated record. The transcript is spliced from 4 exons. Gene Ontology annotation, cellular component: mitochondrial matrix. Bases 211 to 1083 code for a protein of 290 amino acids. Gene Ontology annotation, biological process: DNA damage response; fatty acid metabolic process.